GAAAAAUCGGAUUUUGGGUUUAAGUUGGCAAUAAAUUUCACUGGUUCACAAUGUUUUCAAAAACCUAACCUAACAACUGUGUUAUUGUUAAAAAUUGUAUUUUCCUACAAAAAAGAUGUUAGCGGUCCAAGGGAUGAAUCAAUCGGGGAUCCCCGAUAAAAUGUGGCAGCCCCCUUUUGUGUCGUUCGAAACAACUAUGGGUGAAUUUACUGUAGAGUUGUAUUGGAAACAUGCCCCCACAACUUGUAGAAACUUUGCCGAGUUAUCCAGAAGGGGUUACUAUAAUAAUACAAUACUACACAGAAUUAUUAGGGAUUUUAUGAUACAAGGGGGUGAUCCAACAGGGACAGGUAAAGGAGGUCUCUCUAUAUACGGACAAACCUUUAAGGACGAAAUUCACACAGAACUGAAGCACAGUGGGGCAGGAAUUUUGUCUAUGGCAAAUUCAGGUGCAGAUACAAACGGGUCACAAUUUUUUAUAACGUUGGCACCCACACAGUGGUUGGACGGUAAACACGCGAUUUUUGGGAGAAUAAAUUCCGGAAUGACGGUGGUGAGAAGGAUAGGGCUUGUUGAAACAGAUGGAAAUGAUCGGCCAGUUGAAGAAGUGAAAAUUUUGAGGGCCAAAAUAAUUAAGAAUUAAUUAAGUGAAUAAAAAACGUUUUCUAC
Brassicogethes aeneus is the source of this 669-nucleotide messenger RNA. Lineage: Eukaryota; Metazoa; Arthropoda; Insecta; Coleoptera; Nitidulidae. The record is from the annotation of a GenBank genome assembly.